GGCACUUCCGGUCCGCCAUGCUGCAGGCUCGGCGGCUCCGGGGCUGAGGAGACUCUGGUGUUCCGAGUGCUGCACCUGGACCGGCGGCCGGGAUCCGCCAUGGAUGCAGUGACCUAUGAGGAUGUGCAUGUGAACUUCACCCAUGAAGAGUGGGCUUUGCUGGAUCCUUGUCAGAAGAGUCUCUACAAAGAUGUGAUGCUGGAAACCUACUGGAACCUCUCUGCUGUAGGCUACAAAUGGGGAGACGAGAAUAUUGAAGAACAUUGUCAAAGUUCUAGAAGACAUGGAAGGUACGUGAUCUGUCAAUCUGGAUACAAGCCAUGUGAGCGUAAAGGGUAUGGAAAGAAGCAAUGUACCUCUGUCUCUCCCAGAAAAAAUAGGAGAUAUGUAGUAGUGCCCACUAUGAGAAGACAUGGUGAUCGUGAUUCAAGGGCAGAAUUAAUUGAAUUUCCAACUUCACCAGAAAUACAUCAAGAAACUCACAUUGGAAAAGAGCCUUGUGAGUACAAGGAAUGUGGAAAUUCUUCUGUCUGGCCUGGUUCACAUUGCGCACAUAAUGUGACUCACACUAUAGGAAAAUGUGAUGAAUUCAAUCAGUAUGGUAAAACUCUGAGUUCUUCCAGUUCUCUUCAGAGAAGUGAAAAAACUCAUAUGGGAAAAGGAUGUUGUAAAUGUGAACCGUGUACAAAAGGCUUGAACCAUCACAAGUUUCUUCAAACACAUGAAAGAAUCCAUAAUGAAGAGGAAUCCUGUGAAUGUAAACACUGUGACAAAACAUUUACAUCUGGUUGCUCUUUACAAUUACACCAAGGAAUGCAUUUGAAAAUGAAACCCUGUGACUAUAAUCAAGAUGAUAAAGACUUUGCAUGUCAAAGUUAUCUUCAAGUGCCCAGAAUUCAUACUGGGAAGAAACCUUAUGAAUGUCAUCAAUGUGGAAAAGCCUUUGCGCGUCCCAGUGAACUUAAAAUACAUGAAAGAUGUCACACUGGAGAGAAGCCCUAUGAAUGUAGUCAAUGUGGUAAAACAUUUGCAUAUCCUAGUAGUAUGCAAAGGCAUGAAAGAAAUCAUACUGUUGAGAAACCCUUUGAAUGUCACCAGUGUGGUAAAGCCUUUGUACAUAACAGUCAUCUUCAAAGGCAUGAAAGAAGUCAUUCUGGAGGGAAACGCUAUGAAUGUAAUCAGUGUGGUAAAGCCUUUACACAUAAUAGUCACCUUCAAAGGCAUGAAAGAAGUCAUACUGGAGAGAGACCCUAUGAAUGUAAUCAAUGUGGUAUAGCCUUUUCAUCUCGCAGUAAUCUUCUCAGUCAUGAAAGAAGUCACGCUGGAGUGAGACCCUAUGCAUGUAAUCAAUGUGGUAAAGCUUUUGCACGUAAGACUCAUCUUCAGUAUCAUGAAAGAAUACAUACUAGAGAAAAAUCCCAUGAACCUCAUAAAAGAAGUAAAACUUUGCAUACGAAGCAAAGGCGCCGCCGUUUUGGAAAUACCAGUACCAUGGGGUGUCCACCAAAAUCAUCAGCAGUGGUGAAGUGGAACCAGUCAGAGCCUAGGAGAGAAGUUGUGGGAACUGCAGAGGGUGGAGCCAGAGAAGUGACCCAAACCCUUUGGAGAAGCCCUGAAGGUAGUGAGUGGAUCCCAGUCAUUAAUAGUGGAGUUAUUUAUACUGUUGGAGUUUGUUUUUCUGUUUUGCAGAAUGUGACUACCCUGAUUCUUCCCUCCUGUGAGGAGAGCGGGUCGAGUUCGGAAUCCGCUAUGGUGAGCGAGGGGCUGCCGGCCCCACGCGGGGAGGAGCCGCGGGAGCCGGUGUGGGGUCCCGGGGCUGCGGGAACCGGCGUCCGCUCUCGAGUCCUGUGGCCUCAGAAUAACUUCCGGCUGCGGCUGCGGCUGCACUUAACGCGGGCUUGGGUGAACUGUGAUGCAGUGACCUAUGAAGAUGUGCAUGUGAACUUCACUCAGGAAGAGUGGGCUUUGCUGGAUUCUUCCCAGAAGAAUCUCUACAAAGAUGUGAUGUUGGAAACCUAUGAAAACCUCAUCUCUGUAGGCUACAAAUGGGAUGACCAGAAUAGUGAAGAACAUUGUCAAAGUUCUAGAAGACAUGGAAGGUAUAUCAACUGUCAUUCUAGAUAUAAGCCAUGUGAGCAUAAGGGAUAUGGAAAGAAGCAAUGUACCUCUCUCUCUCCCAGAAAAAUUGGAAGAUAUGUAGUAUUUCCCACUAUGAGAAGACAUGGUGAUCGUGAUUUAAGUGUACAAUUAAUUGGAUUUCCAAUUAAUUCAUUGGAAAUAUAUCAACAUACUUACACUGGGGGAAAACCUUAUGAGGACAAGGAAUAUGGAAAUUCUUCAACCUGUCCUGGUUCAAAUUGCACAUGUAAUGUGACUCACACUUCAGGAAAAUGUUUUGAAUGUGAUCAGUGUCGUAAAGCUCUGAAUUUUUCUAGUUCUCUUCAAAGAGGAGAAAUAACUCACAUAGGGAAAGGAUGCUGUAAAUGUGAGCCAUGUACUAAAGACUUGAACCGUCACAGGUAUAUUCAAACAUGUAGAAGAUCUGAUAAUGAAGAGGAACCCUAUGAAUGUAAACAAUGGGAUAAAACAUUUAGAUCUGAUUCCUCUUUACAUUUACAUGAAAGAAUUCCUUUGAAAAUAAAACACUAUGAAUAUAAUCAAGGUGAUAAAGCCUUUGCAUAUCAUAGUUAUCUUCAGAAUGGAUGUCAUCAGUAUGGAAAGGCCUUUCAAUGUCACAAUUACCUUCAAACACAUGAAACAACUCAUACUGGAGAGAAACCCUGUGAAUGUAAUCAAUUUGGCAAAGCCAUUGCAAGUACUGGUGAUUUUUACAGGGAUGAAAGAAUUCAUACGGGCAGGAAACUGUAUCAGUGUAAUCAAUGUGGUAAAGCCUUUGCACAGAAGAGUAAUCUUCUCAGGCAUGAAAGAAGUCAUACUGGAGAGAAACCCUAUGUUUGUUAUCAGUGUGGUAAAGCCUUUGCAGAUAACAGCAGUCUUCACAAGCAUGAAAGAAAUCAUACUGGAGAGAAACCUUAUGAAUGUAAUCAAUGUGGUAAAGCCUUUGCAAAUUCCAGUAAUCUUAAACAACAUGUAAGAAAUCAUACUGGAGAGAAGCCCUAUGAAUGUAAUCAAUGUGGUAAAGCCUUUGCAUAUCCUAGUAGUAUUCAAAGGCAUGAAAGAAGUCAUACUGGAGAGAAGCCCUAUGAAUGUAAUCAAUGUGGUAAAGCCUUUGCACAAAAGAUUAAUCUUCACAAGCAUGAAAGAAGUCAUACUGGAGAGAAACCCUAUGUUUGUAAUCAAUGUGAUAAAGCCUUUGCAGAUAGCAGUACUCUUCAAAAGCAUGUACGAAGUCAUACUGGAGAGAAACCAUAUUUAUGUAAUCUAUGUGGUAAAGCCUUUGCACAGAAAUGUCAUCUUCUCAGUCAUGAAAAAAUUCAUACUGGAGAGAAACCCUAUGAAUGUAAUCAAUGUGGUAAAGCCUUUGCUGAGAAAAGUCAUCUUCACAGGCAUGAAAGAAGUCACACUGGGGAGAAUUCCUAUGAAUGUAGUCAAUGUGGUAAAGCUUUUGCAUAUAACAGUCAUCUUCACAGGCAUGAAAGAAUACAUACUAGAGAAAAAUCCCAUGAACAUAAGAGGUAAAACCUUGUACAUCAGGCAGAGACAAAAUCAUUUUGGAGAUGCCAGUACCAUGGGGUGUCCACCAAGAUCAUCAGCAGUGGUAAAGUGGAACCAGUAAGAGCCUAGAAGAAAAGUUGUGGGAACUGCCAAGGGUGGAGCCAGAGAAGCCCUGAAGAUUGGGAGUGGAUUCCAGUCAUUAGUAGUGGAGUUAUUUAUACUGUUAGAGUUUUUUUUUUCCUUCUUUCAGAUGUUACUGACCUAAUUCAUCCCUUUUGAAGAGAGAAGGUAUUUAACUUAAUUUUGACAAAAUUUUUACAAAAGCCAUAGUUGAAAGACUUUGAACUUUUAAAAGAGAUCUUGGAUUUAUUGUGAGAUUGAAUAUUUUUAAGGAAAUAAUUUUAAUGUGUUUGAAUUUGUAAAGAUUAUAGGACUUUUAUUAAAGUUAUUUAUGU
Messenger RNA from Peromyscus leucopus (white-footed mouse), 4070 nucleotides. Its product is annotated as zinc finger protein 709-like. The record is from RefSeq and is a predicted model, not a curated record. NCBI's taxonomy places the organism in Eukaryota, Metazoa, Chordata, Mammalia, Rodentia, Cricetidae. The coding region runs from base 100 to 3639 and encodes 1179 amino acids. Gene Ontology annotation, biological process: negative regulation of transcription by RNA polymerase II. The transcript is spliced from 9 exons. Gene Ontology annotation, molecular function: DNA-binding transcription repressor activity, RNA polymerase II-specific.